AUGGGGAAGGCAGGCAGAUGGCUCAGGAGCUUCUUGACGGGGAAGAAGGAUGCAAAUAAGGAGAAAGCAGAAUCUUCAUCUCCAUUGCCAACCAAGACUCGGUCAGUUCCAAUCUCGGUGCCUGCUCCUAAGGAGAAAAAGAGAUGGAGCUUUCGGAGAUCAGCAUGUCCAGGGAAGAGCUCGGGUUCCCCAGAGCUGAGCAUAAGCGCGCCGGUUCAGGGGCUAUCGGAGGCCGAGAUUGAACAGAAAAGGCAUGCAAUGGCUGUCGUAGUGGCCACGGCUGCCGCUGCCGAUGCUGCUGUAGCUGCUGCGCAGGCAGCAGCAGCUGUAAUUCGGCUAACAACUGCUUCCACCAAACAAAAAACCAGCGCUGUCGAGGAAGAUGCAGCUGUCAAAAUUCAGUCUGCUUUCCGUGCAUAUUUGGCUAGAAAAGCUCUAUGUGCAUUGAGAGGCCUGGUAAAGCUGCAAGCUCUGGUGAGAGGUCACCUAGUAAGGAAGCAGGCUGCUGCUACCCUUCUCCGCAUCCAGGCUCUGGUGACAGCUCAAGAGCGAGCUCGAGCCCAGAGGAUCCGCAUGGCUGAAGAGUCGCAUGUUGUCCCACAGAGGCAGUCCAUCCACAGGAGAUCACCUCAGCACCCACGAUCUAGACAAUCACAUGAUAUGGAUAGAAAUGCUGAAGAGAACAUUAAGAUUGUGGAGAUGGAUCUUGGUGGACCGAGAGGCAAUACAAAGAGUAGAUACAGUUAUUCAAUCACAGAAAUUGAAGCAAAAGAUCACAGGUUUUCUGGAUAUUAUGGCCAUGUCCAUACACCUUCCAAGAUAGUCCAAUACCAACAAUUCUCACCUGCUCCAUCUGUCUUGACGGAAAUGAGCCCUAGGACUUACAGCGGACAUUUCGAGGAUUUCUCGUUCGCGACAGCACAGAGCAGUCCACAGUACUUAUCAGCUAUUUCAGUGCCUGAUCCAUCACACUCUUGUGAUUAUCCCUUUCCAAACUACAUGGCCAACACUGAAUCUUCAAGAGCAAAGGCAAGGUCACAGAGUGCACCACGUCAACGAACUGAUACAAUCGAGAGGCAAACAAGCAGGCGGAGACCAUCAGUGGAUGGAAGAAACAUUCCUAGAAGCAUAAAAAUGCAGCGAUCAUCUUCGCAUCUCGGCAUGACGGCCAAUGGGUAUCAGUAUCAUCCUUGGUCUAUCAAGCUAGAUAAGUCCAACAUGUCCCUCAAAGACAGUGAAUGUGGAUCAACGAGCACAGUGCUAACAAAUAUCAAUUACUGCCGAUCAUUGGCAGGGUUUGAGGCUCACAGAAACAGGCACUGAUUCUAUUUCUGACCAUCUCAAUUGCUAUAUGAAAUGUGCAAAGCGCCAAAGAUUGAAGCCGCAGACAUUCAGCAUUUGGCUUCUCAAGAACAGUAGAAGACUAGUGUCAAGAAGCUACUGAGACAUAGAAUUGCAAUUUUUUCUUCACAUGUAAAUGUGAUUAGAAGCCAUCUACCUGCUAUUUCUGCUUAUUGUGUACUUCAUGUGUCUUGCUGUAAGUGGGUGUUAAGAGAAUGACAAUUUAACUAAAAUUAUGCUGAUUAUUUGUAACUAUAUUGAAAGCUCAAACUGAUUUUGACCUCCA
Musa acuminata AAA Group (dessert banana) is the source of this 1627-nucleotide messenger RNA. Its product is annotated as protein IQ-DOMAIN 19-like. The record is from RefSeq and is a predicted model, not a curated record. Gene Ontology annotation, molecular function: protein binding. NCBI's taxonomy places the organism in Eukaryota, Viridiplantae, Streptophyta, Magnoliopsida, Zingiberales, Musaceae. The transcript has 4 exons. The coding region runs from base 1 to 1323 and encodes 440 amino acids.